Messenger RNA from Moneuplotes crassus, 1166 nucleotides. NCBI's taxonomy places the organism in Eukaryota, Ciliophora, Spirotrichea, Euplotida, Euplotidae. The record is from the annotation of a GenBank genome assembly.
CUUUGAUUUACCAAUGUCAGUUAAUCUAGACAUAUUCAAAAGUUAUAACAAGGUCAUAAAGAGCUUGAAUUCUUCUUCAAUGAAUAUCAAGCCUUCUCUUUCGAAUACAACAGAGUGGAACUCUUCUUUUCGAAAAUCAUUUCAAAAGGUAGGAAGGAAAAAGCUUAUCUUUCCCUCAUCCCCGUUAACAAAUGAAGGAUUAAGGAACCUUCAGACCAAUGUGGACUCACAAAGGAUCACUAACGAAGUUUCUUCAGUAGUCCAACUGAAAGGGAACAAAAAUCCUUACUGUAGGAGAUGUAAAUAAGUUUAAGCAAGGCUACACUAUCUCAAAGCUGACUAAUACAAUUAUUAAAAGAAAGACUAUCUAUAACAAUUCUAAUUAUUGAAUAUGUAAGCGAAGAAGUGAAAUACCUAAGGGUCAUUUGAGACUCAAAGACAAUGUUAUGGUUCAGAAGUCAUUUCAUUUCAAACCUCCUGUUCUUAUCAACCCAAAGGCCGCUACAAGUUCUAGAAGUAAAUAAGAAUCCUAGUUGAAAGAAUUCAAAACGAAUCACUUUUUACUCUGGAAAUACAGGGGCUACUUUUGAAGGAGGUCAAGCAUCGGCUAAGAUGCCAUUCGUUAAUCAUAACGACUUUGUGAGGAAGAAGAAUUUCAGCAGUUUAGAGAACACUAAUCCUUCACAUCGGAGAAUAAAGUCGAAAAUAGAAGUUGACCGGAUGCAAAAUAUGUAUGAGAUGUUCUUGAAAUCUUCUGGAAGAGGUAAAAAUUUCAAAAAUAGAGAAGAUGAAGAUACAUUCAUGAGGGAAAUCUCUUCUGGUAAAGACUCUCAUGGCUCAAGACCUCAAACUCCGAAGAAGAUGGAGACUUUGUUUAUAAAGAGUGAGAAAUUUAAAGGUGGGGAAUACCCAGCUUCAUUACUUUUCAUGGAUUUUAACAGACGAGAACUGAUUGAUAACUUCUUUGCUCAAGGUACUGUAGUUAACGAUGAAGAGAAAAAGGAGAAGCUGAAUAGGGAAAUUUAUCAAAAGUUUAAUUCCAAGUAUGGUCUCUCAAGAGCCAAGAACCAAGAUUCGAAGAUCAUCUCGAAUAAUAUUAAAAUCAAGCUCAUGCUUAAAGAUAAAAUGAAGUUGCAAUAAUUUUAUUUUUCAAUAAUGACUUAAAA